AUGGGUAACCGUGGUGACGGCAAGCCUGGAGAGGGUGAGUGUCCCGACAGCUUGGAACCGCCUUCUGCAGCGGCACUCACCGGGUACAAUCUUUUUCGCACAAUAAGAGCCCACAAGUUGAAUAAGAAACCCCACACUGAGCUCAAGGCGGCAGGAAGGACAUCCUCAUAUCUCUACUAUAUAACCAGCGUCAAACGUGGCACACUCCUUCACCUUCUCGUUGGCCACACUUCUACCCAAAGUCACUCCUGCUUGGCUUCAAAGCGCGCUUCUUCUUUCUUGACACCAGCAAAAACAAACCAAGAACACACAUAUUUCUCUCUCGUCAGCACACCCGGCGUCGUCUUCAUCCAAGAUUUCAACAAAAAUCUCUCUCGCGACGUAACCAGCAUCGCCAUCACCAAGGUGAAGCACCAACCAAACCUCUCGUCAAGACACGAGACAGCCAUUACGGGCAUCCAUUUGAAGCGCAGCCAGGGCAAGGACAAGACGCCCAACCCUCGGCAGUUGACCCCAACCAGCCCUAUAGCCAUUACGAACCAAGCUGGGCUCAAAGCUAGCGUCCAAACCAUGGCCACCGACGACAACCACCCGUCCCAGCCUGUGGUCUCGGUGCCGGUGAUCGUAAUCACCUCGGAGUCUCAGAUGAGGACGGUGACCAGGACCCUGCCGCCCACCAGCGAGACCACAGGCUGGGGGCCCCCGUCGCACCACCAGCACGACCACCACCACCAUCACCGACACCACUACCACGUUUACGACGACGACCAUCACGUCCGAAGAGAUCGUCGAGGAGUCGGCCGCCGUGACAGAGUUGACGGUGAGGACCGCGACGCAUAUCCUCACCCGUAUACGUCUCUAAAACUGUCGAUCUGGAGCGGCGGCGCGAGCGGACGUGGAAGGACGAGAUGGAGCGUGAGGGGGUGGGGCAAAGGACUGGGAGGAGGAAGGUUGCUGCGAACUGUUUUUGUCGGGUGA
Molecule: messenger RNA, 978 nt
Organism: Sordaria macrospora k-hell
Lineage: Eukaryota; Fungi; Ascomycota; Sordariomycetes; Sordariales; Sordariaceae
Source: RefSeq, a predicted model, not a curated record